Rotaria socialis is the source of this 1620-nucleotide messenger RNA. Lineage: Eukaryota; Metazoa; Rotifera; Eurotatoria; Philodinida; Philodinidae. The record is from the annotation of a GenBank genome assembly.
AUGCAAAACCAAGAAUCUAUCAGCUAUAUACGACAUAUUGGAUCACAAACAGAUUACCGUGAGGAAUCAACACAAACAGAUCCUUUUUCACCAAUUUAUACUAUUUCCGGUGGUGAACAUCCUGAAGUAUUUGCUUUAGCUGACUUCAUUUAUGGCAAAGGUUUACCAGUAACAUCACUUGAAAUUUCUUUUAUCGAACGAUUACGUGCACGUCGACAAUGGGAACAAGACCAUACGAUAGAUAUGACACGUACUAAAAUAGUUAUUGAACGAGAAAUACGUCAAUGGCAAAUACGUGAAAACGAAAUUAAAAUGUCACAAGAUACAUACCAUAAACUUUAUAAGAAAAAUCUUCAUACUUAUAUUAAAACCGAUAAAGAUCUAACACAAUAUUUAAUUGAUUUUUUCAUAUAUCGACGAGAAAAACAAUUGAAAUCACAAUAUACACGCAUUGAUGUUGAAGCAACUCGAGAUAUUCGUCGUAUUAAACGCAUGUAUCAAUUACGACAAGCUCAAAUAAAUGCAAUGACAAGUUACAAUCAUCUAGGAGCUAUUGGUAUGAGUCAACAUGGGAAUGGCUGUUAUACUUCACUGAAACCACCGUGGCAUAAACAAUCCAAUGAUAUAAUUACAAGUUUUAAAAAUACUACUUCUAAAAUUCAUACCCCUUGUUCUAAUUUGAAAUAUUUGAUUGAUCGACAUUUUCAUCAUAUUCAAAAAAGUUCAUUUAAUUUUGAAGAACAACUACCUCAAAAUGCUUUAGUCGUAAAAAUUGAAGAACUCGAUCGAUUAAUGACACUAGAAAACAACACUAAUAGGAAAAAAUUAUCCCAUCGUAUUCGUAAUCUAGAGAAAGCUUAUCAAUUAAUUCAACAAGACAAAAAUAAACAAUUAAUAAUAUCAGAAAGAAAACCUCUUCGAUUUGUAGAAAAAAUAGAAACAAUCCAUGAUGUUAAACAAUUAGAAAUGAAACCAAUAGAAACAGAAAGACAUGACCACCAUCGAAUAGUUAUAGUCAAAUUACAAAACUACUUACGUAAUGAAUUGAUAAAUGGUUUAAAACAAGGUCAAAUAUCAUCAAUUGAUAUUACUGAUGAUAAUUUUGUAUCAUCACGUAAUCAAAUAUAUGAUUAUCUUGAAGGUGCAACAAUAGCUGAUAUGUUAAACUUUUUAUCACAAGAUCUUCUCCGUCUACAAUGUGAACAAACUAUUCAUCUUUUUGUAUUACUUGCUGAUCGUUAUCGAUAUCAACGAGAAGCAACAGAAACUGCUUACCGUACGAUAUCGAUUGACAAACAAAAACUAGAAGAUCAUGCACUAGAACAAAUGUUUUCAUUACAGUCUGAUUCUGAUAUAAAAUCUUACAUAGAAGAUCUUAUUCUUGAAUCUAUUACACAUACUGCGAAUGAACAAGGAAAAUCAGAAAUAAGACAAAUCACUGAAACAUUAACCGAUUUAACAGAUCAAAUAAAUAAUACUAUAUCAAAUCAAUCAGAAAUUGAACUUAUUGUAUCUCAACUUGUUUAUCAAUUCUUAUUACCUAAAGUUCAACGAAUACUUACUAAAGAAAACAAUAGAAAUUUCUAUCGGCAUAUCAAAUUGCCCUCCAUCAAUAAAUAA